Molecule: messenger RNA, 1599 nt
Organism: Rotaria socialis
Lineage: Eukaryota; Metazoa; Rotifera; Eurotatoria; Philodinida; Philodinidae
Source: the annotation of a GenBank genome assembly
AUGAAUACUUUAAUAAAUAAUCACGAGAACACAAAUAUACUUGAUCUACCAAAUGAAAUGUUACUUGCCAUUAUGAGCAAACUAAGUAAAAUCGAUGUAUUAUAUUCACUAGUGGGUGUAAAUCGACAAUUUGACCAAUUAAUAAUCGAUCCGUUUUAUAUUCAUGAUCUUGAUUUUACGAGAAAAUUAUUAUUUGAUGAUAUUUCUCCCAUUGAUAAACAAACUCUGGAUAGAAUUUGUGGAAAAAUUCUACCUCGAAUUAAUGAUAAAGUGAACAAACUUACUGUUGAACCGCUUUCUAUCGAACGUAUUUUUCAUGCUGUUGAUUAUGUGCAACUUAACUCGUUAUCAUUUGUGAAUUUUUCACAAGAAAUAUUAUUGCGACAUAUACUAGAUAAUGCAGUUAUUCAUCGUCUUAUGACUGAACAAAUUACAUGCCUGCAUAUUCAGGUUAGCGAUGAAGUAACAUCAAAUUUUCCUGUCGAAAAUCACUCAAACAUAUUUUCAUUGAUAUUAUUUAUGUGUAAAAAUCUGAAUGAUUUGACCUUUAGUCAUUGGUUCAUUGGUCUAGGUUUAACAUUUUUUAUCUAUAAACUAUCGUCAACAAGUUGUGUAUCUUCGACUUUAACGAAAUUGCGAAUACAUGUAAAUACUUUUGAUGAUUGUCUUUUUCUUCUCGACGGACGUUUGGAAUCUUUGUCUACGUUGAUUAUCAAUAUAGUUGAAAUUUUCAAUACAUCAGCGACUAUAGAUAAUACAAAGAAACUUCCUAAAUUGAAAUGUUUUGCAUUAACAUCAUAUCACCACACAAGUUUUUAUGACAGUCAAAUUGUUCCAUUGCUUCGUCGAAUGUCAAAUCUUGAAGAACUGACAUUAUUUCUGUCAGUUAUAAGAAUGGAAUCGACUUAUAUCGAUGGCAUUCAUUUGCAUGAUGAGAUUCUUAUUCAUAUGCCACGACUAGACAAACUUAUGUUUAGUAUAACGACUAUGCUUUACAAUAUCAAUGCAAAAAUUGAUCUUCAAUCAAAUGAUGACAUACAACGUGGUUUUAUCGAAAAAGAAAUCUACCAAGUUGACUCUUAUGUCAUUAACGAUCCAUCUAAAUUACAACAAGAAUGUCAUAUCUAUUCAAAGCCAUAUCCAUUCGAUGUUUUUUUUAAUUUGAACAGCCGCUUUCCAGGUGCAAAGUUCAAUAAAGUUCGAUGGUUAAUAAUGAGAGAUGGAGACCCAUUUGAAAACGAAUUAUUCAAAAUUAUCUCUCAAGAUUUUCCUUUUCUAAAAAAAUUAGCUAUAUUUAAUACUGCAGCGCAGCAAAAUAAACGAUGUUCACUCCCGUUCAUUACGUUUCUACAUCUUCGCGAACUGUACGUCCAUUUGGCGCAUAUUGAUUAUGCUGAACAAUUCCUUUAUGAAAGAAAUGCUCAUCUACCUUGUCUAUCAAGUCUUGAAAUUCGUUAUGAAACAUUAUCUAUUUUAACAAACAAUUUUACCAAUGAUGCAGCACGUGCCAAUUGUGCUAAAUUACAACGUCUUGUAAUAAAAGAGCCAUUUGUUCAUCCACAAUAUUUUCAUUCAUAUUUUCCUUUAUUACAAUGUUAA